AUGGGGCUUGGAGUGAUCAUUUCUCUACAACUUUUUCAUAUUGCCUACUCUCAGCUGGACGAGAUUAUAGAAGGGCAAUUGCUGAUGGAAAAACAAAUCGAAGCUUCUGCCGCAUAUCGGUCUCAAAAGAACACCGAUCAUGUUGUAAUAAGCAAUGGGAUUGUUAACUUAACAUUGACGGUGCCAGAAGGUUAUGUUUCGAGCAUAUCAUACAAAGGGAGUGACAACUUGCUCAGUACCCAAAAUCACGAAGAUAAUAGAGGGUAUUGGGAUAUGACUUGGACAACCGAAGGCAGUGGCGAUAGGAAAGAUAAAUUUGUAGGUACAAGCUACAAGAUUUUAGUGCAAAACGAGAAGCAAACCGAAAUUUCGUUUACAAGGAAAUGGUCAAAUGGCAGCGAAGAUGCUCCUCUAAACAUUGACAAAAGAUUUGUGUUGAUGAAAGAUUCUCCGGGAUUCUAUACAUAUACCCUAGUCGAGCAUUUGGAAGGAUGGCCUGCUUUUAGAAUCCAAGAAGCAAGAAUUGUGUUGAAAUAUCAAGAAAAGUUUAAUUACAUGGCUGUUUCGGAUUCAAGACGACGCUUUAUGCCAACACCCGAAGAUCGUGAUGAAGGAAGGUGUCAAAGUCUAGCUUUUAAAGAGGCUGUUCUCUUGACGAAUCCAUUGGAGAACGACUUCAAAGGAGAGGUCGACGAUAAGUACCACUACUCAUCCGAAAACUAUAAAAACAAGGUUCAUGGAUGGGUAGGUGAUGGAGUUGGUGUUUGGAUGAUAACUCCGAGCAAUGAGUUUCGCGGUGGAGGGCCAUUCAAACAAGACCUUACAUCACAUGUCGGUCCAACAAUGCUCAACAUGUUCACUAGCACACAUUACGCCGGAGAAUCUUUAGCCGUCGAUAUCCAAAGUUCCGAGAACUGGAAAAAGGUUUGGGGUCCUGUGUUUGUCUAUCUCAAUUCAAACUCUCCAGAAAAAGAAAAUCUUUCCCAACUUUGGGAUGAUGCUAAAGAAAGGGCUCAAAUGGAGGCAGAUCAUUGGCCAUAUGCUUUUCCACUCUCCAAUGAUUAUCUUAAGUCGAACCAAAGAGGAACCCUAAAGGGCCAAAUACUCGUGAAUGAUUGGUUUCGAAACAAGAGUGCCGUACCAGCAACAUCAGCAUACGUUGGUUUGGCCCGAGGGGGAGGCCUAGGAUCAUGGCAAUAUGAAAAUAAGGGCUAUCAAUUUUGGACACAAGCCGAUGAUGCCGGAAAUUUCAUUAUAAAGAAUGUGAUACCUGGAACAUACACCUUGUAUGCAUCUAUUCCGGGGAUCAUUGGAGAUUUCAAGUAUUAUUUAAACAUCACCAUUAAAGCAGGAUCACAAGUUCAAGAAAAAAAUAUUGUUUUUAAAGCUCUGAGGAAUGGUCCCACAUUAUGGGAGAUCGGCAUUCCUGAUCGAACCGCGGCUGAGUUUUUCAUCCCCGACUCAAUAUAUAAAGUCCACAAAUAUCCACCACCACUUGAAAAGUUUAAAGAGUAUGGGUUAUGGACAAAAUACACCGAUCUUUUUCCCAAGGAUGACCUAGAAUUCACUGUCGGAAAAAGCGAUUACGAACGGGAUUGGUUUUUCGCGCAAGUUAAUAGGCAAUCUGGAAAACAGUUCGAAGCAACAGUUUGGAAAAUUGUGUUCGAGCUCAAACAUGUUAACAAACAAGCAAGCUACACUCUUUGGCUAGCAGUAGCAGGAGCUCAUGGUGCAGAAAUCCAAGUACGGAUUAAUACUCCAAGUUCGCGCCCUCUUUUUUCGACUGGAUUGAUAGGCCAAGAAAACAUAAUAGCAAGGUCUGGUAUUCAUGGGAUGUACAGAUUAUACAGCAUUGUCAUUCCAGGAAAUCUUCUCGUCGAUGGAGUGAAUACAAUAUUUUUGAGACAAACUCGGGCUCUCGGACCCUUCCAAGCCGUCAUGUAUGAUUACAUUCGUCUUGAAGGACCAGCUGCCUAA
Andrographis paniculata is the source of this 1977-nucleotide messenger RNA. RefSeq lists its product as uncharacterized. The transcript has 15 exons. Gene Ontology annotation, biological process: carbohydrate metabolic process. The record is from RefSeq and is a predicted model, not a curated record. NCBI's taxonomy places the organism in Eukaryota, Viridiplantae, Streptophyta, Magnoliopsida, Lamiales, Acanthaceae. Gene Ontology annotation, molecular function: catalytic activity; carbohydrate binding. The coding region runs from base 1 to 1977 and encodes 658 amino acids.